Molecule: messenger RNA, 1680 nt
Organism: Gracilinanus agilis (Agile Gracile Mouse Opossum)
Lineage: Eukaryota; Metazoa; Chordata; Mammalia; Didelphimorphia; Didelphidae
Gene: NDC80
Product: NDC80 kinetochore complex component
Exons: 12
Coding region: 1-1680 (559 amino acids)
Biological process (GO): attachment of mitotic spindle microtubules to kinetochore
Cellular component (GO): Ndc80 complex
Source: RefSeq, a predicted model, not a curated record
AUGAAGCGCAGUUCAGUUUCGACUGGUGCUGCUGGCCGCCAGUCCAUGCAGGCUUUGCGAUCACAAGACUUCAAUAAACAAGGUUUUUAUACCCCACAAACCAAAGAAAGAACAACCUUUGGGAAGUUGAAUACAAAUAGACGGACCCCUGGCACAUCUGAAAGGAAAAUCAGUUUCUUUGGUAAAAGAACUAGUGGGCCUGGAUCCCGAAACAGUCUGCUUGGUGUAUUUGGCUGCACUGAAAAAAUGAAAGACCCUAGACCACUUAAUGACAAAGCAUUCAUUCAACAGUAUAUUCGACAACUCUGUGAGUUUCUUACAGAAAAUGCCUAUGCCUUCAGUGUAUCCAUGAAAUCUCUUCAAGCUCCAUCUGUUAAAGAUUUUCUAAAGAUCUUCACCUUUAUUUUUGAUUUCUUAUGGCCUUCUUAUGAGCUUCCUGUUACUAAGUUUGAAGAGGAGAUUCCAAGAAUUUUGAAAGAUCUUGGGUAUCCAUUUGCUUUACCAAAAAGCUCCAUGUAUACAGUGGGAGCACCUCAUACAUGGCCUCAUAUGGUGGCAGGUUUGAAUUGGCUUAUAGACUGUGUUAAGCUCUACUUUUCCAGGAAAGAAAGUUCACCUUCAUUUGAUGAUGGACAGCCCUGGGGACCAGAAAGUGAAGAUGGAAUAAUGCAUAAUAAGUUGUUUUUGGACUAUACUGUAAAAUGCUAUGAAAAUUUCAUGACUGGUGCAGAUUCUUUUGAAGAUUUAGAUACAGAGUUAUACUCAAAGCUAAAGGACUUGUUUAAUAUAGAUGAUUUCCAAAUAGAAUCAUUAGCUUUGGAAAACAAAAGGCUAAAUGAAGAAAUUACAACCCUGGAACGAGAGAGAGAAAAUGAGCCGAAUCGACUUGUAUCACUAAGAAAAUUGAAAACAUCUUUAAAAGCAGAUGUUCAGAAGUACCAGGCAUAUAUGAAAAAUUUGGAGGCACAUUCUGCUGUUCUUCACCAGAAAUCAAGUAGUCUAAAUGGAGAAGUUCCUGCACAGCAGCAGCAGCAGCAGUCUCUGGGAUUGGCAUCAACUGGCAGGGGCAGCUGGGGUGGGAAAGAAGGAGUCAGAGGAAGGAGAGUCAGCAGCAGCAGGCAGGGCAUUGGCAUUUGGGCAGAAGGUCAGGCAUUCAGCUUAGCAGGAGCUGGGAUAAGCACUGGUGGGGCGGGGUCUCAUCCUAGCUUAACGAGGGGAUGGAGGUGGUGGGAAGGGAGUCACGAGGCCCAGAUCGCACCACCCCCAACCCCUCACUCCCACCCCCACCCCUGGGCAGCUCCGAAAGUGUUUAGAAAGCCGCCAUUGGGAGCAAAACGUCAACGCCGGCCACGUGGCGUUGCAGCGCUCGAGGCCGUCCAGAUGCCUCCUUCCCCCACCAAAUCAGGAGCCUCGAGACUAGCCCCGCCCCUUCAGCCAUCGCCGCCGCCGUCUCCUCUGCGCCACAAUCGGUUGCGGCCGCGCCCCCCAAACCCCUCUGCCGUCGCCGCCGCCGCCGCUACGGUCCGGAGCCCGAAGCUGACGAGUCGCGGUUCGCGGAGGGAGGCUUGGGCGUCCGUAGUCUCUAGCUUUCCGCGUUCCCUCCCCCCGAAGGAGCGCUUAGGGCGCGGAAGUGACGUGAGAAGAUGGGGGAGAGACUCGUUUGAAUCCGUUCCCGGGUGA